This is a messenger RNA of Bombina bombina (fire-bellied toad), 1610 nucleotides long. RefSeq lists its product as uncharacterized. The transcript is spliced from 14 exons. Bases 90 to 1610 code for a protein of 506 amino acids. The record is from RefSeq and is a predicted model, not a curated record. Lineage: Eukaryota; Metazoa; Chordata; Amphibia; Anura; Bombinatoridae.
GCGGAAGUGAUCUCGGCGCGCGAACUUUUGGAGAGGCGCACGGAAGAAACUUACCGGGAGAGGGCGGGACUGGUAGUCUGGGAGUUACCAUGAGAUCAGACGCUGAGUCGCAGGCUGUGGGGUGCAACGGAAAUAAUGAAGCCAUUCCCGAGGAGAGUGUGAUUGUUAUUAGUGAUGACGAGGCUGAGGUCACUCUUGGGCUGGGCAAUUCUGUCUUGCUUAUCGAGGAUGCCGGAGAGGAGUCUUUUAUUUGUGAGAAGAAACCAGAAGAUGUGGUGGAUGAAGAGAUUGCUAUAACCUUCAGCAAAAAGGCUCAUGUGAUGCCCCACGCCAGAUACGAUUGUAUGCUGCAUCCUUUUACGCGUUUAGAACAAGAGUUACAAGUGCCUUUAGACGAAAACGCCACUUCGUGUCCAGAGUGCUAUUGCUACCUGUGUGAUAAGGUUGCCUCAGAGUGUCCAUACUGGACCACCGUUUCCAUCUGCCACUGCAAUGCUCACAACAAAAGCAAGUACUGGAAGGAACAGAGGGACACUGCUUUGGCUGGUGUGCUGAAAAUGUUUAACUUGGAUCUUACAGAGAUAGAUGCUGAAUUCCGGGAAGGGGGAAACAAACUGCAGAGAUUCAUUAAUGAACUGUCUAUAGUCUAUUCCAAAUAUUUGGAGGGAAAACUCGUACCUCGUGAUAAAUAUUAUCUCUGUGGAUGUGGAUGCCACCGUGGGAAAAAUUGCAAGCAAUGCAAAAACUGCCACUUGAAUCAUGCGGAAGUCAUUGUGUGCAGUUAUUCUCCUGUUUAUACCAUGGUGUUGGAAUACUUGAUGCGAGCAGAGAAGGAAACUCCAAAAGCUGCUGCUGUGAUGCUGUUAGGUGCCGCCAAAGAACUGAUUCUUCAUAAGAUGACUCCCAACACUCCUACAAGCAGUGAUCCGUCUACAAAUCCAAAAGAAGCUGUAGUCCGUUUGAUGUCAAGGAUUGUAACAACUAUGCAAAAGCAUCUGGUUUUAUCAGAUUACCCUAAGACCAUCUUUGACAAAUUUUUAAUGUUCUUCCAAUCGCUUCAACUCCCUCCGCACUGUUAUACCUUUACAAACGCCCUAAACAUUCACCCAUGGGAUAACUUAUUACUUACGUCUGUCCUAGCUGGUCAGAAUUUGACUGGUCAACGUACAAACAAAGGCAAGAAGGAAUGUCUCUGGGAGGCCUUAACGGUUGUGGAGUGCAGGGUAAAAAAACUCGAAAAGGACAAGAGUUACAGGCAGCUUGUACGUUACCUGAAUGCAGUGAAAUGCCCUGAUACGCCUGCGUUGAACAGCUUAAGACAGAAGUGUUGCUUUUAUAUGUGCAAAUAUGGAGAUUUUGCGAAUGCCGUCUUUUGUUUGCUGAACACAAAAGGCACCAUCAUGCCCAAACUCACACCCAGUCAGUUUGAGUUAUACCUCACUAUGUUCCGGACUAGCAGUUGCCCCCCAGGGGAUAUUCCCGUUGCUGGAAACACAUGGAUACAUCAUGAAGGUCCUCCAAUUAAGAAGGGAUUAUUAGUUCGUGCUGCUAUAAGAAUUCUUUAUACUCACAGAUAUCUGGCCCACCAGGAGACUGGUAGCAUAACAUAG